This is a messenger RNA of Macrosiphum euphorbiae (potato aphid), 279 nucleotides long. Lineage: Eukaryota; Metazoa; Arthropoda; Insecta; Hemiptera; Aphididae. The record is from the annotation of a GenBank genome assembly.
AUGGAAGUUAUUAAGUCCAACAAAGGUGGGAACAAAUUUUGUUGGAGAGGAUAUAAAUAUAUAAUGAAACAUCAAGCACGUAAACGAUUAACGUGGAGAUGCACAAAAGAACGUUCAUUUAAAUGUCGCGGAACAAUGUACACGGACUUACAGAUUGGACAUCCUCAAAUUGGAAAAGUCCAUAGUCAUAUAGCUGAUAAACACGAGGUAAACUUUUUUAAUUAUUCGAAUAAUCCUCGAGUAUGGAUCGGUCGUUUGGUUUCCAUAUCUGGCCUGUGA